This is a messenger RNA of Pieris rapae (cabbage white), 2131 nucleotides long. RefSeq names its product motile sperm domain-containing protein 2. The record is from RefSeq and is a predicted model, not a curated record. Bases 469 to 1788 code for a protein of 439 amino acids. Lineage: Eukaryota; Metazoa; Arthropoda; Insecta; Lepidoptera; Pieridae. The transcript has a single exon.
ACCUAGGGCCCUAAGACGUAUUGGUUCGAACUUCGAAAAUACUUUAGUGGGCAGCUGUUUCCAUAGUGCGCAAAAAUUCCCUUAAAAACGCUCAGUUGUGGAACGGCGGACAUCGAGGUGAUAAGGUGGUAUUAGGUAUUAUGAAGACUCGCAAACAAGUGGAAUGUCGAGAUGACGAGUAUUGAUGGAGAAUGGAAACAUUUUGCUUUUUAUCACGUCUACGAGGCUUGGUAGCGCGAACUCAAUUUCACAAUUCAAAUUGAAUCGUGUCUCUUGACUAUUGACAUUUGAGUACUUCCAAGUUCAUUUCAUAACUUAACUCCCAUAUGACAAUAGUCAAUAGUGCUUUCUGAAAUACCCGAAACUGGAUUUUUGAAGAUUGAACAUCGAACUUAGUUUUAAAAUAUAAUUACAAGAGGUUUUACCAAAUAUUAUUGGUUUAACAAACAUCCAUACCGAGAUCCUAAAAUGUCAAAACUAGCUGAAAUAAGGUUUCUUUACGAGACUAAAGUAAACAAAAUAGAUCCACAUCCAAUUUUCGAUUCUCGAGAUUUGUCUAAAGUAACAAGUGAUAUUUAUUUAUACCGGGUCUUAGAACACUGCCAGAAUAAUGUUCAACAAGCCGCCGAUAUGCUGUACAACAUAAUGGAAUGGAGAAAAACCAAUAAUGUUAAUGAUAUAUGUGAAGCUAAUGUUGACUUAGAUAUUCUGAAAGAUGGCUUAUACUUCACUCGUGGACGGGAUAUAGACAGCUGUUUACUUUUUAUUAUGAAUUCCAAAGCUUAUAUUAAAAAUCAAAAGGACCUUGAAGCAGUGAAAAAAGUUUUUAUAUAUUGGCUUGAACGCCUUGAAAGAAAAGAGGGUGGGAAGAAAGUGACAUUAUUCUUUGAUAUGGAUGGAUGUGGCAUAAAUAAUAUGAAUUUAAACUUAUUUAGCUACAUGAUUAAUGUUCUUAAAUGUUACUAUCCAAAUUUUAUUAACUAUGUAAUAAUUUUCCAAAUGCCGUGGGUAUUAUCUGCAGGCUUUGGAAUUGUUAAAAAAAUGUUGCCAGCACCUGCUAUUGAGAGAUUAAGAGUAAUAAACAAGGAUAAUUUAAAAGAUUUGAUUGCUCCUGAACAAGCUUUAGUAAGCUGGGGUGGAAAGGAUAACUAUAAAUUUGAAUUUGUGCCUGAACAUCGAAAAAUUGGUCCAGUUAUAGUUGACAAUGAUGAUAAUUAUUCUCUUGGGGAAAUGUUAAGAUUAAAACCGCCAAAAGUAUUGCUAUUUGAAACUAUAAAUCACAAAAUUUCAUCUCAGUUAAUUAUAACAAAUAUGGAGGAGGGUAUUACUGCAUUUAAAAUACGUACUACAGCCCCAGAAAGAUACACAGUCCGUCCAAACCAAGGCAUUUUACCUAAACAUAUUUCUAAGAGUAUAGAUAUUGUAGUUCUACCAGGGUUUCACUUAGGUUCGGUAGAAAAAGAUAGAUUUUUAAUAUUAUCAGUUAAUGUGCCAAAAUUGGAUAUGCCACAAACAGAAUUGAGACAAAUAUGGAAAAGUGCUGGAAAUAGCAUUGAUGAAUACAGGCUUACUUGUGCUGUUAAAGAACAAAAUGUGAAUGUUAAAAAUGUUGAAACAAAUUCAUUUAAUGAAAUUAAUAGAAGCAUGGAGAAUAAGUAUAAGACAAUUCAAAACAAUCUUAACUCAUUUAAUAAAUAUCAAAUUGUUAUUAUGAUUAUAAUGUCAGUUUCAAUAUUUAUUAAUAUUAUUAUUUGGAUGAAUAUUGGCAGAAAAUGUACUAGACUGUAGGAAAGUUAUUCAUCAAAGAAAUAUGUUUUAAAAAUGUAAAUUAUUAUUAUACCAAAUCACCAAGUGAUGUAUUCUGUGAUAGGCAAUUAUGAAUUGGUUUUAAAUUUGAUUAUCUGUAAUAUUAUAAGAAAAAUAUAAUAUUUUGAAUCAAAUUCUGAGGUGAAAUAAUAUCAUAAAAAACUAUGUUUCCUACCACUGAGACAAUGUGAUAGUAUACUUAUUUAAUAAGAAAUUGGGCAUUUAUUAGGUAACUUGUCUAUAGGUAAUGGCUAAGCUAUUUUUGUGUAAAAACAGCUGGUACAGGGUAGUUUUAUAAAUAUAUUUUUAUAUUUUACUUGUUUUU